Echinostoma caproni is the source of this 1341-nucleotide messenger RNA. Lineage: Eukaryota; Metazoa; Platyhelminthes; Trematoda; Plagiorchiida; Echinostomatidae. The record is from the annotation of a GenBank genome assembly.
AUGACGGAUUAUCUUGACGUGGUUUCAAACCCCUUGGCACCGGAUGCAUUUGCAACUCCGAAUGAGGUCAAGAAUCAAAAGUUGUCCAACAGUGAUUUUCGCAAAUUGCUCAUGACUCCAAGAGCCAGUGCUCCGACCCCUACACAGGUUACAGACGAUGUCAAACCAACUGCCGGGUCAGACGCGAUGCGACCUCCAGAUCGAGGAGACAGAAAGCGUCGCGAUUUGGCUCCUGGCGCUAAGCCCAAGCAAAAGCGUCAUCACAACAGACAUCAUCGUCGCGAACAGGCGCGGGACAAUGCAGUAGAUGCAACCCCGCGCUAUCGGGAUCGUGCAAAAGAACGUCGUGAUGGAAAACUGGUCGCACCGGCCGACGAAGGUCAGGAUGACAGGGACGCAGAGAACGAAGAAGAGACGUUCACGCGCACUGCCGACUACCGUGCGGUGGCACCCACCACCGCAGCCAGUGAAUCGCACGCAGAAAGGCGUCGAAUGUUGAUUNAAAAUAUCUUGGCGAAAGUUCGUUUGGAAAUUCAGAACAAAGAAUUGGAAGCCGAACAGCAGUUAGAUGCUGAAUUAGCGAAGCCAGAAGUGAACAAAGAAUCUGGCGAGGAUGGUUUACAGGUGAGAACUCGAAUGGCGGCCAAUAUCUGUGAUUUGUUGUUUGGUGAGCGACCAAUGGAACGGAAUGAAUACUUCCGUCCUGGUCGCAUGGCCUAUCGAAUUGAACUGGAGGACGAUUCGGUAGAUUUCGAAGUCCCUGCCACAGUAAUUCGUAGCAAAUCAGACUGCAUGCAGUUGGAUGGAAAGGGAACCGCUGCUAUCACCACUAAUGAGAUUGUGAUUAACAAACUCACUCAAAUCCUCUCGUAUUUGCGUGCUGGAAAACGCCAUGCGAAGAAAGCAAAAUUAAAGGGAAAACUUGGUGAGAGGGAGGCACAAGGCUAUGAGGCACACACUGGAAAGGAUCAUGGGCAUAGACCAGCAGUUGGUGGAGACAUCUUCGAAGGUGUUGGUGCAGAGUACGCCCCCACAGUCAGUCAUCGUUCACGAAAUUCUGGAACCGCAGAUGGACACAAGGUAACUGAUGCGAGUGACAAGGCUAGACCGACCGGGGACACUCAUGGGACAGCCACCUCGGGAGCGCGUCCUAAGCCGUAUUUCGAUGUACCCGGAGAUACAGAGGCAACCAGUUCUUUAAAUGCCACAAAAGAUUUCAUGCAAGAACUCAAUCAACGAUUUGGUGGGAAGGACGAUGAAAAGGCUCAAGAGAAGGUAUGUUUUUCAUUGUAUUUUUUUCGGCAUAGUUGUAUGAACCUCGUGUUGACGGAUUUUCACUGA